AUGCCUCCCAGACCAAGACCACCCCCUGGACCACCCCGUCCACCUUGGCCUACGCCCCCUCCCUCUCCAGCGAACGCGGAUACCAUCGCAGAUCUUCCCCAUGCUUCAAAGCUUCGGUAUCCUCUUCACACGUCCGCCAAAAGCCUUAUCGAUCUUGUCUUGGACCAAUCUAGCGACCUCACCACUCUUCUCCAGAUCCGCGAACGGCGCAUGGUCAUUCUCGUCACGUCCAACAUCUUUGAUGCCAGCGUUAUCGACCAUGCACUUUUGAGCCUUAAGUGGGAGGGCGUUGUAGAGGGUGCAGAGGAGAUUUGA
Letharia columbiana is the source of this 315-nucleotide messenger RNA. RefSeq lists its product as uncharacterized. Lineage: Eukaryota; Fungi; Ascomycota; Lecanoromycetes; Lecanorales; Parmeliaceae. The record is from RefSeq and is a predicted model, not a curated record. The transcript has a single exon. Bases 1 to 315 code for a protein of 104 amino acids.